UCUCGAUAGGCAGCAGCCACCACGAAUGAUAAGUAAAGAAAGGAAGGGAUAGGGUACCCCUCACUACACACAGCAGAUGUGAGCAUCGAGGGCACCGCGCCAAGCCAAGGCUGGACUUUGUCCCAUCACCGCUGUGCCGGUUGUAUGACAGUCGGGCCAGGCAAUUCAGGCUACAGCUGCGAGCAAGCUUUCACUUUUGCCUAAAAUCAACAACCCAGGCACAGGACACAGGAAAGGAUCUGCAAAGGACACCAGGGACCCAGCAGUCAUAGCGAGAGGCUCAGUCGAGACGUCCACCCACUCCCCAAAUCCCGAGGACAGCUUUUUGGGUUAUCUGUUAGGAGGGAAAGAGACCUCCGAAUCCAGCCUUCUGGUGGGUGAAUGACUGCGGGGGAGACGUGAAGUGGAGCUUUGAGGAACUGGGAGUCUUAUCCCGGAAAGCUGCCAACAUGCUCCUUGGUCCAUGCGGCUUGCAAAGAGGUGACCGGAUCAUGACAGUUCUACCCCGGAUUCCAGAAUGGUGGCUACUAAGUGUGGCUUGUAUGCGGACAGGUUAGUCAAUAUUACGGGCAAUAAAAUAGUCAUUAGUGUUGGGAGGAUUUGGAGGGUAGGAUAGGAUAUUAUUUUAUUAUUUAUCCUUCCUCUUACUUGUGUGAGUUCAAUGUCUAGUUAGCAGAGUUUAAAAUUUAGCAUCCCUUUGCAGCAUCAAAUAUAGACACUUUUGGGACAAAGGUUGCUUAACCUUAUUAGUAAUUAUCCAGGAUGCUUUAGCAGACUAGAACUUCCCAUUUUAUCCCUUUUAUCUGAUUUAAAUAACAACACUGUAAUGUAAGUGUCAGAGGUUGUUGCGACUACUCUAGAGUAACGACCUUCCACAUGCUUGUCUUUUAACAGUCUUUAUUGGUGCACUCUAUUUACAGUGUAACGAGGUGCUGGAAACAUGUCUGCUUAUUCCGAACCAGAAUCCGGCACUGCCCCUUUUCGCGACUUGGACCAACAUAAGAGUCGCGGGACAGCGAAUCUCCUCCCCUUUCUCCUCCUCCUUAAUUCCGGUGCCGGGGGAAAGGGUCUGCGCUCCGUCUUUUCCCUCUCCCCCUUUUCCGUCUCUCUCCUUUCCCGCCUGUGGAGCAGGGGCUCUCCCAUGCUGCCAGAGACCUGGCUCCCUCUCUCUCCGCUUCCUGACUAGCCCCUUCAGACCCCACGCUUUCAUGGCUGCUUGGGGACGAACUGCUUCUGACGAGAGGGGGAGGUUCUCUGCAAUCUCUCCCCCUUACAGCAUUGUUUUUAUUCCAGGGACACCCCAGUUAACCGCCAAAGACAUCUCCUACAGGCUCCAGGCUUCCAAAGCCAAAUGCAUCGUGGUCAGCGACGCCUUGGCCCCCGCAGUGGACUCGGUCCUGUCCGAAUGCACAUUUCUGAAAACCAAGCUUCUUGUGUCUGACAGCAGCAGAGAUGGCUGGCUGAACUUCAAGGAUCUCUUCCAAGCAGCACCUGCCAACCAUGACUGUGUUAAGACAACAAGCGACGAGCCCAUGGUCAUCUACUUUACUAGCGGGAGCACAGGGUCUCCCAAAAUGGUGGAACAUUCCCACUGCAGUUACGGGAUUGGAUUUACAGCAAGCGGCAGGCACUGGAUGAAUCUGACUCCUUCAGAUAUAUUCUGGAAUACAUCUGACACAGGAUGGGUGAAGUCAGCUUGGAGCAGCGUGUUUGCUCCGUGGAUCAAUGGGUCCUGCGUCUUUGUACAUCACCUGUUGAAAUUCGAACCCACGGUCAUAAUAAAUACUCUCAACCGAUACCCAAUCACGACUUUCUGCACAGCUCCUACUGCAUACCGGAUGUUGGUUCAGCACGAUCUCACCAGCUGCAAAUUCAUGAGCCUGAAGCACUGUGUGACAGGAGGGGAACCACUCAUCCCAAAAGUGAUGGAGCAGUGGAAGGCUCAGACGGGGCUGGAUAUCUAUGAAGGCUAUGGACAAACAGAAACAGUAACAAUAUGUUCCAAUAUAAAGGGAAUGAAAAUCAAACCAGGCUCACUAGGAAAGGCUUCUCCACCAUAUGAUGUCCAGAUUGUAGAUGAUGAAGGCAAUGUUCAACCUCCAGGACAAGAAGGGUACAUUGCGAUCAGGAUCAAACCCAAGCAACCAUUUUGUCCUUUCCCAGGGUACUUAGAUAACCCUGAGAAAACAGCAGCUAGUGAACGUGGCGAUUUUUAUAUCACUGGAGACAGAGCGAUUAAAGAUGAAGAAGGUUAUUUCUGGUUUGUCGGAAGAUCAGAUGAUUUGAUUAAUUCUGCCGGGUACCGUAUCGGCCCGUUUGAAGUGGAGAGCGCCUUGAUAGAGCACCCGGCUGUGGUGGAAUCAGCUGUGGUCAGCAGCCCGGAUCCCGUGAGAGGAGAGGUGGUGAAAGCUUUUGUCGUCUUGUCACCUGCCUUUUUAUCACAUGACCCAGAAGAAUUAAUCAAGGAGCUCCAGGAUCAUGUGAAAAAGGUGACUGCUCCUUACAAGUAUCCUAGAAAGGUCGAGUUUGUCCAAGAGCUGCCAAAGACGGCUGCAGGGAAAAUGCGAAGGAACGUUUUACGGAAAAGAGAGUGGGGGAAUGUCUAGCUUUGGAAGGAUAUUUGCAUAUGCAGAAUCGUCCUGCAAUCAGCUGUUUGCUCUGACGAUGGAGAGUUUCCCCAUCUUGCCUUCAUACCCUAAUCUAUUGCUAAGUUAUGAUAUCUCAAGCAAAGAGAUUCAUGUCGUCCAGCAACAAUAACUAUACUUUCUCCUAAGUUUGCUUCUCUUCAUAUGAAUAUCUCGACGUUCUACCCAUUCUUCUUGGCUUUACCUUUUUGGCAUGACUUUCUAUGCCAAAAUACCGGCAUGCUUUCUCAGCAGGCCAACUGUUUUGAAAAGGCACGAGCCUUAAGAUGGGCAGGGAGUGCCACUUCACAACACUUCACAGCAUGGACCCAUGAAAAAAAAUGGGCAAAUUGCCAUGCGAAACUCCCGUUAUUUUCCAGGUUGAUGGGGCUGCAAAUUGAUUUUUUUUCUAGACCUAAAUAACACGGAAAUGGGCAUGAAACUUCCACUACAUUCCAUUCCUUUAGUUUUCCAGAACUGCCUUUCUACAUCAUGUGGAAGCUCAAAUAUAAUGGGCAAAAUAACAGCUAGGGGAACAUCGGGCGAAUGGAAUUAAUUGCAGUGAUAAUGCAGCCUUUGUUGCCAAAGUGAAACUGCAAUACAUCAGGAAUUCUCCACUGUUACAUUUUUAUUAUUAUUUCCAAAUUAGAUCGAGAGCCUGUGGCCCUUCAAAUGAAGUUGGUGGAUUCAGUCUCCCAUCCAUCACAAGACAGCAUGGCUAAUGGUCAGAGAGGAUGGGAGUUGUAGUCCAGCAACAUCUGGAGAGACCCUGCUGUGUAGAAUGCAAUGGAUGUGUAGUUUGCUGCAGCUUGCAGUUCUUCAGCUCAUUCUAGGGAUGGGCAAAUUUGUUGAUUCUGGUUUCUUGUUUUUCCAAUCUUAAAUCGGGUUCUAGAUUAGAUUGUCUAUUGUUUUUUAAGUCUGCGGAAAAAUUCAUUGGCAUUCCUGCCGGCAUUUCUGCUAAUAGAUGCAUUUUUGUAUGCAAUGUUACCGAAUUUAAAGAUUUUGGCAAUCAAUUUCCCUUAAUAUAUCAAAUCUUUGAAUAUUAUUUUCAUGUGUGCACUUCUUGGUGCAUCUAUGUACAAAUUCUUUGGUUGGAAAACUUCAUUGCAAAAUUCAGUAAAAUGUGGGUUUUAAAGGAGAGCUGCAUUCCCCCCCCCCCCAUGUAUUGGUUCGGGAAGUGCAAAUGUGGUAGGUUUGUAUUAAAAUAUGAACUGAACUAAUCUCUAUCCCAUCCCCAAGUCAUUCAUAUAUUUCCCCUCCUUUGUGUUGCUUGGAAUGGAACCUCUGCAAAUGCGGUUUGGCAAGUAUCUGUUAAGCAGGAGGUGUAAAAUGGAGGUGGAAUAUGGACAAUGCUUCUUUGAAACACAUGUUUUUAACAAUGUCCCACACUAAGUUUUGGGAGAAAGUAUUGCAUUGUAUAAAUAAUACGUUACAGAGGAAUUUAAGAUUUUCAAAGGUGAACGUUCUUUUGAACUACAUACCUAUUCUAUGGAAAGUGAAAACGGAACAGUGAAAAUGGAUUCUACGUGCCAUAAUGGUGGCUAAGAAAUUGAUAUUGAUGAACUGAAGGAACAGAGUUAUGAUUCCCCUUAAUCAAUGGCUUGACAAUAUUACAACAUUAGCAACAUAUGAACAGACUGCAUAUAGACACAGACUUUCUUUGGAUGGGUAUAAUGAUAUAUGGAACGACUUUACAGAGAAUAUAUUAAGUUAUUGAUAAAGAUAUUUGUACUAGACCAAUACUAGCAUACAGAAAUGUAAUUAAGUGUUUUUCUUUCAUUUCUAUUUUCAUUCAUGUUUUUCUUUUUUCUUUUUCUUUUUCAUCACUCUUUUUAUAAACGAAAUUCUUCUAAUAAAAUACUAAUUAAAA
Molecule: messenger RNA, 4494 nt
Organism: Zootoca vivipara (common lizard)
Lineage: Eukaryota; Metazoa; Chordata; Lepidosauria; Squamata; Lacertidae
Source: RefSeq, a predicted model, not a curated record